AUGAUCGAGGAUAAUAAAAUCAACGAAUUCACUCUAUCAUUUCCGCACGUAAUCGAUAAAUAUCUUCCAGAAAUUACCUACAAAAAAGAGUUAAAACUGACAAUUACUGAUAAAAUUGGAAGAAGAUUAGAUGAUAUAAAGAAAACACAUUUAUUCUCAGAAACCGCUGCUAAUCAAUUUGCGUACAGAAAGUUCAUGGAGCUUUUACCUGAAAUUAUGGACGGGAAACGUAUUAAUUUUUUGUCUUUAUGGUUGAAGAUGGUAACGAACGUUGAACAAGAAAGAACGAGACUGAAAAUCAGAUCUUUGGAUAGUGAUAAUAUAGCAUUUUUAAUUUCUGAAGAACUGUUAAAUGUUCCAGAAUAUGCGAAUGUUUAA
Molecule: messenger RNA, 378 nt
Organism: Dentiscutata erythropus
Lineage: Eukaryota; Fungi; Glomeromycota; Glomeromycetes; Diversisporales; Gigasporaceae
Source: the annotation of a GenBank genome assembly